Messenger RNA from Drosophila teissieri, 500 nucleotides. RefSeq lists its product as uncharacterized. The coding region runs from base 129 to 470 and encodes 113 amino acids. Lineage: Eukaryota; Metazoa; Arthropoda; Insecta; Diptera; Drosophilidae. The transcript has a single exon. The record is from RefSeq and is a predicted model, not a curated record.
UGAUAGAGACCGAAAAAUCAAACACAAAACUGAAUACGACUAAGUAGACAUUGAGAAAUUUGUUUCAAAUAUAUGGCAUUGGAUAAUAUUUUCCAUUGCAAGUAGACAGUCGGUUGUUUUCCUCAAAAAUGUUUACCACCUAUUCGAGCGAUGAUGUGGCCGCCUACGAGGAAGUAGAUCAUACCCAGCAGGAAUAUGUUUCAGAAGUCGAAAGGGAUGUGCAGUCGAUCAUCCGUGUGGCCCACCAGGAGCACGAGGCUCUGGUACAACAGAAAGUCAUGAGUGCGAUGAAGCAGCGCGAAGAGGAGUGGGCCAAGCUGCGGGACAUGAGACCAUCGGCCGCAAGUUUAGCCCAGAUCAAGGCUGUUCAGGAUGAGGAGCUUAGGGCUCUCUUGGACCAAAUUGUUUCCAAGGAGGACAGUAGCGAUGAAGAUGAGGAUGAAGAUGAAGACGAGGAAGAUCCCUUUUAAUGUCACUAUCAGCGGCUCAUUAAAGGCUAA